GCCGGCCCACCAAUCGCUCGCAGGAGUCCAUCCCGAUCGCUCUCUCUCUCUCUCUAACCUCUCGAUCGUCUCCGUCACGCGAGCCGUCUCUUCUUCUCUUCCUGCACCCUCUCUUCCCCCCCUCCCUCAGCUCGUCCGUCAACGCUGCCCUCUUCCUGUGUGUCGCGUUUGUACGUACCCACCGUUUGUCUCUUCCUCUCCCGCCUAUAUCGUUCCUCUUUCCCUCCCUACUAUCUCUUCGCUCCCUCUCUUUGACACUCGGGCUUCUCUUUCUCUCCCGCUGAAAUCGGCUGCAUCGUCGCGUAUCGUCGUCGCUCGCGCGAUUUUACGUGCUCUCCCGAGUGUGCAUUACGGACGACUCCAGGUAUCCAGGAUGCAGGCCAUCAAGUGCGUGGUCGUCGGCGACGGUGCCGUUGGUAAAACAUGCUUGCUGAUAAGCUACACCACCAAUGCGUUUCCUGGGGAGUACAUUCCAACGGUGUUCGACAAUUAUUCUGCAAAUGUAAUGGUAGAUGGGAAGCCGAUCAAUUUGGGUCUGUGGGAUACGGCAGGACAGGAGGAUUAUGAUAGACUGCGGCCACUGUCUUAUCCGCAGACUGAUGUCUUUCUGAUCUGCUUUUCAUUGGUGAACCCGGCGAGCUUCGAAAACGUACGCGCUAAAUGGUAUCCCGAAGUGCGUCACCAUUGUCCUGCGACUCCGAUUAUUUUGGUCGGCACUAAACUGGAUCUGCGCGAAGACAAAGAGACUAUUGAGCGUCUGAAAGAUAAGAAACUAGCUCCUAUCACAUACCCUCAGGGUUUGGCCAUGGCGAAAGAGAUUGGUGCUGUCAAAUAUUUGGAAUGCUCUGCUCUCACACAGAAAGGCUUGAAGACUGUGUUUGACGAAGCGAUACGCGCCGUAUUGUGCCCAGUUCUACAAGUGAAGCCAAAACGCAGAUGUUUCCUUCUAUAAUAUUAAAUGUACCCCUCUUUGCACAUUGGUUGCUGGAAUGUGUUAAAGUGUCUCUCAUCGUCUCAUCUCCAGUGUACCAAGCUCGAAUCGAAUCAAUUGGACAAGUUACCGACAUUUGGAACCCCAGUUGUACCAGCCUAUGCCAGGAUCAACAGGCUGUAAACAAACAUCUGCCAGCAUAAGCGCACAAAUAUUAGUUCGGUACAAAAUUUCCAGCGAGCAAGACAAAAGAGGGUUUCACGCAGAAAAUCAUAAAUUCGGAAUAUUAUAAAUUCAGUCUUAUAUGUGGCCUCCAACAUCCUACAAGAAAUUAUUCGAGGAAUUUUUGUGCUGUCUUGCACGAAUAAAGCUUCCAGUCUAGACAGUCUGAUAAUAGGGCUAUAAAUGCAAAUCGACUGGAUGUUCUAAGCGAAAGGAGUGUAAAAGAAGCCAAAAUAACUGAAUUAACUGCUGUACAGUAUACUAGAGUAUGUUAUUAAUAUUAUAAUUAAUAAUUAUGUAUGAAUGGUAACAGAAGCAAAUAUUACCAUAUAAUUGUAUAAGCGUCCAAACAUUGACUGUAUACUGAUCAGUUUAAUCAAAGAGGAAAACCAUUUUAUGCUAUUUGCCAUUGUACAUUUUAGGUAGGACAUAUAUAAUUAACACAUAAAAAAAAGAAAACGGUAAGUUUUUCCUUAUCGCGAAAGAUUACAAUAUGCGCAUCAUGAUAUAAAUUUGGAGAAAAAGAGAAAAUAUUUUUUAGAUAUAUGCAUAGAGUACAUGGCAAAUCUGUUUGGACGAUAUUCAUCUAGAUGUUCAUUAUAAAUGUGAAUAACAGUAAUUCCAAACAUACACACACACUCACACAUACACAUCCAAGUACUUAGAGCAACCAUAGUGAUUUUUCUUUUUAUUCAAAUAUUCACUAACAAUAUGUUAAAAGCUUCAAAGCUUUGACAAGAUUGCUUUUGCAAAGAAAGUUAGCUUUUGAAAAUCUCACAUCCACCGGUAAUUUUGUUCGUUUAAAAUCUCAAAUUUAUUUAAAAAUUUGUAUAUAAAAUAUAAUUGGAGACAUUAAUCAAAUGUCAUUCAAUGUUAAGUGUACGUGUCCCAUAUUUAAAUUCUGUUCGUACGUAAUUAUUUAAUAAUGUUCGAGUUGAUGUGAGUUUCAUGAUGAUUAAAAAAGCGAUAAUUAACCGAUAGAUAAUUUAAAAAAAAACCUGAUAGCUACACAUUUUCUAAGAAAAAUCAGUAGCGCAGCAGCUGCAUAACAUGGCUUCCUUCUUCCACUAAAUUGGUUACAUAAAUAUAACAAUUACCGUAAACGUUACAUACCAUAAUUAAGAGAUAGCUAACUAUUGUACAAGAGUUCUUUAGAUGUAUGUGAUAUAAGUAUAAAAAUAUUAUCAAGUUUACAGAUUUCUCUGCUUCGUUCGCGAAUAUUUCUUACAUUGACAUGACCUGUGAUGAUUAAUUACGCGUGAUAUGCGAUAGUAUGCGUUUUUUUCUGACAGGAACUGUCAUGUUAUCGAACGGAAUUAAAAUUAAAACGAGUUUUGCCGCGCAUCUCAAUUUAGAAAACAAAAUACGACUACUGAAGCAGAGGAUUGUGUGAAUGUUUGUGCAUGUGUGAGAGAAUGUUAUCAGUGUGGAGGAGAGAAAGAAUAUAAAAAAAAAAAAAAUGCGAGUGUAUAUGUAACAAGAGAGAAUAUGCUAUAGUGUAACAACUGUAUAUAAAUGCUAAACUUCAAAUGUAUUCCCACUCUUAUUACCACGCAUAAUAUAUACGAUUUUAUACAUAAUGUAUAUGCGUAUAAAUGUGUGAUAAUACGAGUCAUAUACAUAUAAAUAUAUAUAUAAAUAUAUAUAAAAAUCGCGCUGAUCGAAUCUAAAUCGAACGUUACUUGUUUUUUAUAUAUAUAUUAUAAAUAUAUAUAAAAAAGGCGGCGCGGGGGGAAAAGAGGGGAGCUGGACCAAGACCUAACUACUCUCAUUCAUCGCAGACUCAUUUAUUAAUCUCUGUGCAAUCUGUUUGAGAAAGAAAAAAAGAGAGAGAGAGAGAUUUGGUCCACAGAAAAGAAUCAUAAAACUACUGUAAUGAAAUAUGCUUUAUAUUAAAAAUGGGUGUUUAUUAAAUAUUUUAUUAAUUUCUUUUCUCGAGAAAUAUAAUCUUCGGUACAAUAUAUACUUGUAAUACUAUUAUUAUUACGCGGCGCUGUCGAAAAACGUGUUAAUCAACGCCGAUAUCUGAUCAGGCGUGUACUUUAUAUACUUGGCCGGAUUCUUCGAGAAUGACGUACCACGAUACUUGUUAUGGAACGCGGUAUAUAUUGGAACGAUCGCCUCGUGCAGUUCCUUCCUUAACUCCUCGCGCAAACAUCUGUCAGGUACCGAGUAAGAACGCUGACACUUGGCUACUUCCUCAAGCUCUCUCGUGAAACCCAAGAAUUUUUCCUUCAACAUUUUGGCGGCAAGAUCUGCAAAGGAAAAAACGCAACACACGAGAAUUAAUGUGAUUAACGAUAGUCUAGAUCCGCUAAUUGUUAAACACUUCGAUCAUUGUUUCAGAAAGUAGAUAAAUACUAAUAAUACACGACAUAUGAACAUGA
Molecule: messenger RNA, 3540 nt
Organism: Nylanderia fulva
Lineage: Eukaryota; Metazoa; Arthropoda; Insecta; Hymenoptera; Formicidae
Gene: Rac1
Product: ras-related protein Rac1
Biological process (GO): small GTPase-mediated signal transduction
Molecular function (GO): GTPase activity; GTP binding
Source: RefSeq, a predicted model, not a curated record